Symbiodinium pilosum is the source of this 599-nucleotide messenger RNA. NCBI's taxonomy places the organism in Eukaryota, Dinophyceae, Suessiales, Symbiodiniaceae. The record is from the annotation of a GenBank genome assembly.
GUACCUUUGGGAAUCGUCCUCUUCCCCAGACGAUCAGCUCCUUUGUGGCCAGCUUCUGGGAUCUGUGGGCGCCAUCGACCCUGCCUACUUCACUGGGCAGGUGUUGGUAGAGCGCCACAACACGUCGACGGACAAUCGCACGCCAAAAGGUGAAGUUGAGCUGGCGAAGACUGUCCUGGAAGAUUUCUUGGCACCUAACCUCUCCAGCCGCAACAAUUACGCCUUUGCCGCGCAGGAGAUUUUCCGGUGCUUGAAGCCUGGCGGGAGAGACCAGCAGCUCCUAGUCAAGCUGGAGCGAGAGGAUGUUCGAGAGACUUUGCGCCUUUACAUGAGCAGCUCGUAUGAGCGAGUUAGCACCGCUUCGAGGGCUGCUAGCCAGGGCCCAGCAAGCCUUGAAGAUGCAUUGGUCUCCGCCUCCAAGCUCCUACCCACUGAGCGGCGAGCCUUCUUUGAGGCUUGCAUGCCUGCGGUGACCGGAAAUCAUGCGCUCGCGCUCUUUCUCAUGCAUCACGCUCUCCGGGAGCUGCUGAACGGCCCAGCUGAGGGCAACCAGCUCUCCGCCUUGGCGGAAGCUUUGGCCAACUUGCUGCGAGACGAAG